Girardinichthys multiradiatus is the source of this 3622-nucleotide messenger RNA. RefSeq names its product protein phosphatase 1 regulatory subunit 12B-like. Lineage: Eukaryota; Metazoa; Chordata; Actinopteri; Cyprinodontiformes; Goodeidae. Gene Ontology annotation, cellular component: cytoplasm; Z disc; A band. The record is from RefSeq and is a predicted model, not a curated record. The transcript has 8 exons. Bases 460 to 1050 code for a protein of 196 amino acids. Gene Ontology annotation, molecular function: enzyme inhibitor activity; phosphatase regulator activity; protein kinase binding.
UGGGUAUAACUUUGGGAAACCCAGGAAGAGGCAGCAAAGCAGAGUUGAUUUCUUCGAACUUCUUUUCUUCAGCGCAUUCUUCUAAAAGUAUUCAACUGGAAGAAGAGGUAUCAUUUUUUUACUUGGUGUCCUGACAAAAUAGUCAUUUUGCAUCUUUUUCUGAUCUGCAGUGAUUGCUUUUCUUGAUUACACUGAUUACCACUAAAGAAUAAGAACCCAAAUAUCUGAAAUCCCCCCAAACUUAGCUGACUUUCAGGCUUGUAUAGGAGCUUUAAACUGGACUGGAACACCACAUGUAAACACACUCGAACACCUGUUGCAGAGGAUUCCCCUGGGAGUGUUGUCAUGGACCUUUGCUGUUCUGUUGCCUGAGGGAAUCUGCGUGUCUGUUAUCUGCUAACUAGCCUUCAGCAAGUGUGGAAUAGAAGUGUGCCUGCCUGUUAAGUGUAGAGGAGGAAGAUGUCAUCCUAUUACCCUCGCACCAAAGACCUGACCCGCACCAGGAAAUCGGUGACAGAUUCACCGCCGUCCUCUCCAUCCUAUGCUGACAAAAACUACAGACAUGAAAGACUGUCGAGAUAUGACUCCACUGGAGAAAGCGCCACAGACAAACCUCUGGGCCGCACCAGCUCUUACACAAGGAGGGAGGCGAGGCUGGCAUCUCUGAAUAAACAGGAGCAAGACACCACUGCUAAAGACUAUAAGAAGAUGUAUACAGAAGCUUUGCAAGAGAAUGAAAGGCUCAAGUCCAGACUGCAGGACAGCAAACAAGAGUUAGUGAAGAUUCGUUCCCAGCUGGAGAAAGUUGCUCAGAGACAGGACAGAAUGUCAGAGCGAUCUACAGUUCUUGAAACAGAGAAAAGGGAAAAACAAGUUCUGGAGAAAAGAGUCACAGACAUGGAGGAGGAAAUAAAGGCUUUCCCAGCCCUGGCCCAGGUCCAGGCUUUGCGGAGAGUGAACGAGUGUCUCCUGGCCGAGAACAGAGCCAUGCUGCGCGUCCUCACCCGCCUCUCUGAGACGGCCUCCAUGCCAGAGACAGAGGACCUCUGAUCCUCAGGAUCAUCUGGCCUAAUUUUCUCCCUGCUGUCCCCUUUCUCGGCCAUUUAACUUUUACACUUCUCUUUCUUCUGGAGCUUUUACAGCUUCAACCCCUUCUCCUCUGCUGUCCUCAGGUCUUAACAGAACUCAAGUCAGACAACCAGAGGCUGAAGGAUGAAAACGGAGCUCUCAUUCGAGUCAUCAGCAAGCUGUCCAAGUAGAAAGAUGUCUGAAGCUUUUGUUCUGGUGCUCCAACUUUGAUCCAGCAGUUUAAUUAUUCACAAAGCUCCAUGUUUUACAUUUAUGAGAUACUGAUGGGCCUCCUUUGAAGCUUAUAUAGAAAUAGAUGUUGAGCACUGUUACUGCAGUUUUCUCACCUAAUAAUUAUUUCUUUAGAGUAUUUUUUCACAUCCACAAAAACGGGACCAGUUGUGCUAUGCGGACUGCAGUCUCAUUGAAAAAGUAUGAAUACCCUUGAACUUUCCCCCUUUUCAGGCUGUUACAACUAUAACCUUUGCUGCAUUUUUUGGGGAUGUUAUUUAAUAGACCAAUAGAAAGUGGUGCAGAACUAUAAAAUUAUUUCAUUGCAGCUUUGGCUGUAUGUUUAGAAUUUUCCUGCUGGAAGGUGAACCUCCACCCCAGACCCAAGUCUUUUGAAGGCACAGUUUUUUUAUUUUUUCAGAAUAGCCCUGUAUUUAGUUCCUUACAUCUUCCCAUCAAAUCUGACCAGCUUCCCUUUACAUGCUGGAAAAAAGCAUCCCCACAGCAUGAUGUUGCCACCAUUUUGAUUCACAGUAGGGCUGUUGUGUUCAGGGGGAUGUGCUGUGUUAGUUUCCCUCUAUGCAAAGAGUUUUGCAUGUAGGUAAGUAUUAACAUUUUUUGUCUUCUUUGACCUGAUUUUCUUCUUUUACUGCUGUGUAUGGGAAUUCUCAUGGCUUCCUUUUACUAGUUGCCUUCUUCUUGUUACUUUAUUCUGAAAGACCAGGUUUGUACAGCCUAUGACUAAAAGUCAUUCUGUCAACACCUGAGCUGUGUAUCUCUGCAGCUCCUCCAGUGUCACAUGUGGCUCUAGGGUGCUCUCUUUAUUAAUACUCUCUUUGACCAGCCUAUAAGUCUUUGUAGAUUUACAGUUGUGCCACAAUUUUUCAUUUCUGGAUACUUUAUGAGUUGUUUACAGCUUGGAAUGUUUUAUAAUCUAAUCCUGCUUUAAGCAUAUGGACAACUUUAUCCCUGACCUGGCCGGUGUAUUCCUUGGUCUACGUAAUGCUGUGUGUUCACGGAUGUUCUCAAACAAACCUUCACAGAUCGAUGUUAUUUAUAGUAACUUUACUAGAUUUUCUACAGCUUUACUAAUAUUAUUAAUCAGAGAGUUUCUGAAGCACUCAGUUGUACUGUUUUUAGGGGUAUGAUGUUGAAAAGAGCUGAAUGCAUAUUUUCAUCAUACUUUUUAGAUUUUUAUUAGUAAAAAAAUGAAAAGCAAUUUAAAAGCAUGAUUCAUUUUCUCACCACUUCAUAAAUAUUAGGUAUUUUAAACAAUCCCAAUAAAAUACAUUGAAGUUUGUGGUUGUCAUGUGACAAAAUGUUAAAAGUUCAACGAGUAUUCAAUGAGUUCAAUAAGUAUUUAUUUUUUGAAUAACACUGUGUGUUCAAGGUCCAAUUAAGCAAAAGUGGGGUUUGCACAAUUAUACCUUACCAGAAAAUAUAUCAUAUGACACUGAUGCUUCACGUUUGUUGAUACACUUUGCAGUGCAUGAUUUUGAUAAUACUUUUAUAGUCCAUGAGAGUUGGUCAUUUUACUGGAAUACAUUUUUUACAAUUUUCUCCCAUAUUAUGUUCCCAUUGCAACAUCUGUUCUCAUAAGAGUAAAACCUAAAAAGACAAAUCUUUUGGGUUAGGUUUGGGUUGACUGACAACUUUCUCAGAUGUGUUACUCAGCUGAAGCACGGUUCAGUGUCUCGCAAAUAUGGAAUUUAUAUCUUCAGGACACAUAAAUAUCCUAUGAGUCAUCAAAAUAUUUUCUUCACACCAGAAGCACUGAGUAAAAAGGGCACAUGCACCCAGAUGAUUUUGUUUAUUGCUACAUACACCCCUUAAUAAAACACUUUUUCUUGACCCAUUUCAUAUUGAAAGUACUAAAGACUGAGGAGGCAUUUCUGUAAAUAAAGAAAAGAGCCAGAUUUAUAUUUAUUUAUUUAUAUAACAAACAGAUUGCAUUUUAACACACUGUUCACAUUUUUUGGGUUUGGUUUAUUUUAUCUGUUUUUUUAGUUUGAUCUAAUGGCUGUCCUUAUCUAGAGUAAUGAAAAUGCUAAUUCUAAAACCUAAACAGUGCUCCUUGCCUGAUAAAACACUUCUGUAUUGACAAAACCGAUAUUUGUUUUUUUAUGCUACAGCUUCAUCCCAAUUUUAAAGGGUUAUUUCAUUUUUGGGGAGAAUGACAUGUUUUAUAUGAAAUGUAAGUUGUCAGAUUGUUUAAAGUAGUGGUUUCAAGUUUACUAGACAAACUCACAACAUUUAGACUCAGAGAAUAUAUUGGAUUGCUAUAUAACUGACCCUCACAGGAAAUAAAAACCUUGUAAAGCUC